AUGGAAUUAAGCUUAAAAGACUUAAAAGAAAAAGAGCAUACGUUUAUGCAGUUAGAGAAAGAGUACAAUUCAAUUAAAAACGAGUUAGAUGGAGCAAAACAGUGUGUAAAUGAACAUCCGGAGAUGAAAGACCUGAUUGAUAACAGGAAUCUGAUGAAUGAAAUUGAAGAAAUCAUUAGGUUGAUAAAUGAGAAGCAAAGAAACUUAAACAAUAGUAGAAUUAAGGAAAUGGAACAUGAAUUGGUUUUGAAAGAGGUGCAAUUCAAGAAUAUUUCAAGAGCCAAGGAGAAGUACGAGGAAGAUGAGAAAAGAAUAGAAGGCUAUGGCGAAACAACAAGAAACUAUGAAAGGAAAAGAGAUGAAAUCAUUCAAUGGUGUAAUGAGAAUGAUAUUGAAUCACUGCCUGAAAUAACUCUUAUAGAGAUAUCAAAAAAGCUUAAAACCAAGCAAAGUGAAUACAAAACAAGGUUAGAAGAGCUAAAAAGGAGCAGAGGAGAGUGGCAAAUAGAACUGAAUAAGUGCAGACAAGCAGAGUAUCGGGUAAAAGAAGCACAAGAAACAUGA
Messenger RNA from Enterospora canceri, 564 nucleotides. The record is from the annotation of a GenBank genome assembly. NCBI's taxonomy places the organism in Eukaryota, Fungi, Microsporidia, Enterocytozoonidae.